Molecule: messenger RNA, 1148 nt
Organism: Macrobrachium nipponense
Lineage: Eukaryota; Metazoa; Arthropoda; Malacostraca; Decapoda; Palaemonidae
Exons: 2
Coding region: 358-1134 (258 amino acids)
Source: RefSeq, a predicted model, not a curated record
UUCAGACUGCUGUCUAUAAGUUACAGUGCUGAGUGUCACUAUAUAUUUAUUUACCCAGUUAAUGUAUUACGCAGCUGUACGGUAUAUUGAGUUUGAAGAACUAUUGAAAAACCAGAAUGAGUUAGCAAAAGUACUGUAAAUGAAGCUACGUUAAUUCGCUAGUGUACCGUCAAAGGUAAUGGUACUGAAGGAGAUCAAAGAUGGGAGAUAAUAAGGGCUUAUUAGUCACAGAUUUAGUUGACCAUAAAUACUCAAGAUUAACUGAUAUUACUGAAGAUAAAUAUGUCAGACCCCCUGCUUAUGCAGAAACCAUUGAAGUGUAACAUCUGAAGCUGUCACAACAGGCGACAGAAAUGAAUGCCUUAUGGAGGAGAGGCUGUUAAAAAGGAAGUCCACCUCGUUAUAAAGAAUAUCUACAGUGCAAUAAUAUUCCAGGAUCAAGGUUCAGUUAUUCAGAUCAAAUUAGAAUCAGUGGUAGAUGGAUGUCAGACUGAAACUGUGAAGAAUGAAUCACCACUAGAGGACAGUGGGGCUUACAAAACAAAUGAGGUGGAUGUUGGAGGUAUGUCAGAAGCUGUCAGGGUUAUUUUGAAAUCAGAAGCAAGCAAGUAUGGAGAACUGAAAUGUGAUUUGAAACCUGGAGAGUUUAUUAAUAUUGAAGCUGGUGAAGAGGCACUUAGCAGUGGUGUCACAAGUUACCAGAUUGAUUACUCAAAUAUAAAAAGUUUUGUCCUCUGCGAAACCUAUUAUAUUUUAUCAUUUGGAAAUAUUAGCCUAAAAUGCACAAAAGUAAACAAAAAAGUUUUUGUAAAGCCUUUUGAAUGCAGUACACUUGGCCUUGGUGACAAAGAAGCUCUAGCCAAUAUUCAAAACUUCAUAAAUAGCAAUGAGUGCAUUCGACGUUUAGCAGUUGUAGAGAAAUUGGAUUCUACUAACAUAUCAGAGUUCAUAGCUGAGGAACCAAGACUAACUCGUAUGUCUGAUGAAUAUGUUAGGUUGGUAUGUACCUAUGAGGGUGGUCGAACCACAUCACAAAGGUUUUCCCUGGAACAGAGCUCGGUAUCAAAGAUCCGGUUACUCGUAAAGCAGUUCAAGAAUUUAUUGAUAGUGAAGAAGGAAGGAACUGGAUCAUGAAAGGCUUUAAAAGA